This is a messenger RNA of Dufourea novaeangliae, 885 nucleotides long. RefSeq names its product protein vestigial (gene vg). Gene Ontology annotation, cellular component: nucleus. The coding region runs from base 1 to 885 and encodes 294 amino acids. The record is from RefSeq and is a predicted model, not a curated record. The transcript is spliced from 6 exons. NCBI's taxonomy places the organism in Eukaryota, Metazoa, Arthropoda, Insecta, Hymenoptera, Halictidae. Gene Ontology annotation, molecular function: nucleic acid binding. Gene Ontology annotation, biological process: regulation of transcription by RNA polymerase II.
AUGACUGUCCUCUCCCAGCCUUCCUACUACCCAGACCUUGCUCCCUGCGAUUUCUUCUUGUUUCCAAAAUUAAAAUCAAUGCUGAAUGGCAUUAAGAACAAUUCGUCACUGGCAUUGAAGGAUAUUCCUAAAGAAGCUUUACCAGGACUGCAUGGUAAAGUGGAAACACCGCUGGAACAAUUGAACGUGCACCAAAGAUCACUAGAGGCGGCAGGUGGUUCAGCACCUAGUCCUGCGUCACCGAGGCCAACCCCACAACCACGGCCACCCCUUGCGACAACCACUUCUCAGCCCACCAGAACGUUAGACGACGAUAGAUCAACGGACGCCGUAGGUACUGGGACUGCCGCGGAGGACUCAGAUGACGGUGAAAGCAGAGCGCAAUAUGUAAAUGCGAAUUGUGUGGUUUUCACGCAUUACCGAGGGGAUGCUGCGUCUGAAGUAGAGGAACAUUUUCAGAGGGCACUAGCACACGACAAACUAAAAGAAAAUAUCUCACCUAUGUCUAUGAGGAACUUCCCAGCUUCCUUCUGGGACAGUCAGCAUCCUGGUCAAGGCUAUGAGUAUCCAACGGAUCCAUGGCAUCCACAUUAUCCACAAUAUCACCACAGGGCUGUGCACGAGUAUCACCACCAUAAUAUGGCGGCGGUGACGAGUUACGGUGGUCUGUUGUUGGGUGGUGCACGAGGACUCGGCCACCAUACGUCCCACCAUGCGGCGCACCACGCGCACGCCGCGGCCUCCUACAAGGACUGGACGUCGGCGACGCCGUCGCAGUCCCUCGUCGACGCUUCCUCCGCACCCCCUUACCCUCACGGGCCGUAUGCACCCCUUUCUGGUCUCGAGUCGCAAGUACAGGAUUCGAAAGACCUCUACUGGUUCUAG